Molecule: messenger RNA, 2025 nt
Organism: Homarus americanus (American lobster)
Lineage: Eukaryota; Metazoa; Arthropoda; Malacostraca; Decapoda; Nephropidae
Exons: 7
Coding region: 191-1114 (307 amino acids)
Source: RefSeq, a predicted model, not a curated record
UCCCCCUCGUCCUCAUUCAGCGACGCUGUACGCAGAGAGGCGGAGUUCAUAAGGCUGGUGGUUGGGUCCCACGACGUUUGUGUUUACAUCGACCAGUUCAGAUCUUCCAGCAGACACAGUGUAGUGGUGGUGAUCGAGCAGCCGGACGUACAGCGACUCAGCCUGUAUUUAUCAUUCUCAUCCCUCAACUAUGAAGAUGUUCGAUCUCCGCUGGGUAGUGGUGCUGACGGUGACGCUGACAACGGCCUACCCUGACUCGGAAGAGAAGGCCCACGAGAUGUUGCCCAAACCUGAAGGGUGGCAACAGCGACGGCCAGGAGGUAGAAGUCCUACUGAUAGUUCUGGUUAUGACAUGAACGAGGCUUAUAACUCCCUAGCUGCUAACCGCGUGGGUGCCGGCUUAUACAGCGACACAAGUGCCUCCAGUAACAGCAAGUUAGGUGGUACUGGUUAUGGUGACGCAGCGGCAGCGUCUGGUGGUGGUGGCUACUACGGUUCAACAGGGGGUGGUGGUGGGUACGGGAGCUACGGCAGUGAGAGCGGAUAUGGGUUGUCGUGUGCCUCUGGGUAUGUGAACGCCUCGGCUGUCGCCCUUCUCGCCUUCCUCUUCCUUCUCAACAUCGUUCAGGACGUAGUACAGCAGAUCACAGGAGGCAGAAGAAAACGCGAAGCUGGUGAUGAAAACGACGUGUUCUCCUUCGUGCACAACGGAGGUCUCAGUGCUCUCAAGGAGGGUCUUCCUGAAGUCGUCCUGCCGCUCAUGGUUGACCUCAUGGAGGGAUCAGAGGCCCCUCAUUGCCUACAGAAGCCGCUGUGUGAGGCCAACGCCGAGCUCUCCUUGAGGUACGGUGUGGUAGGUCGUGUGGUCGCCUCCCUUCUCUCUAACGUGGUCAGUAAGGCCUUCACCGGCGACCAUAUCCCCAACUUCCACUUGGCCCUGGAGGCUGCCUCGGCCGGCCGGUCUGGUCAUCAGUGUUCCCUGAGGUUCCCUAAGUGUUCCCCUAAACACCGCUACUCCCAAGAGGCCAACACCAGCAGUCACCACCACUCGCAACACGUGAACGACGACGCAGAGGUACACGUCGAAGAUUUACCUCACAACCACGUCGACUGAAGACUUCUUACGUCGAUUACCUAUAGCCUUCAACCACGUCAAUUGAAGACUUCUUACGUCGAUUACCUAUAGCCUUCAACAACGUCGACUGAAGACUUCUUACGUCGAUUACCUAUAGCCUUCAACAACGUCGACCGAAGACUUCUUACGUCGAUUACCUAUAGCCUUCAACAACGUCGACUGAAGACUUCUUACGUCGAUUACCUAUAGCCUUCAACCACGUCAAUUGAAGACUUCUUACGUCGAUUACCUACAGCCUUCAACAACGUCGACUGAAGACACGUCGAGUACUACCUACCCUCCUAAUACCGUCAUCAACAACAAGACUUCCCAGUGGUAGCUCGACGGCCCACAGCAACUUAUCAAUGAUGACUCAACAAUACACAUCAAAGCCUUUCCCCUCCUCUCUGUUACGAUCCUUCCUGGGCAUUGUAUCCAGACGUGACAGUUAUUUUCCUCUGUCACUUCCCAUCACGGUGCAGGUUCACUGUGUGCUGUGUUCAGAGCAUCAUCCCGUUGUGUUGUGUCUUGUCGUUAGCUCACAACACACGUCUUAUUAAUUUAGUUCAAAAAAUUCGUAUGUCUUCGAUAUAUAAUUUAUUUAUUUAUUUACAUACAUACAUACAUAAAUACAUACAUACAUACAUAGACAAAAAUCACACCAUUAACACACACAUAUAUAUAUGCAAAUAAUUCCUAUAGUCAUUAAGUCUAUAAAUAUAUUGUACAAACAUUUGCACAUGAGGUACACCUAAGUGAACCCAUGUGUGUUUAAGGGUUCAUAUCAGGGGUUCAGAGUUAACACACACACACACACUCAACAUGGCGUCCCUCUAAACCUCUUAUACGACACCUUUAUACUCUGUGUUCCAUGUAAUUAUAUUCUCGAAAUAAAAUAAUAAUAAUAAUAA